Puccinia graminis f. sp. tritici CRL 75-36-700-3 is the source of this 2919-nucleotide messenger RNA. RefSeq lists its product as uncharacterized. Lineage: Eukaryota; Fungi; Basidiomycota; Pucciniomycetes; Pucciniales; Pucciniaceae. The record is from RefSeq and is a predicted model, not a curated record. The coding region runs from base 1 to 2919 and encodes 972 amino acids. The transcript has 6 exons.
AUGGCCAGAAUAAAAGAAUCGUCACCGGGCGAGGGCCGCCGGCGGACACAAGCGGUCCACCCCCGGAGCUACCUGGAUGACUUGCGUGCACGGGCUCUAAUUAGUCGGGCGGGCCAAGCGCUUGAGCUAAAGGAAGACGGGCCUGUAUCGCCGCCCGGCUUCUCCAUUAGCUCAUCCAGGUUUAUCUCCAGACCUCGACCAUCCACCUCCAGACCUCGACCAUCCACCUCCAGACCUCAACCAUCCACCUCCAGACCCCGGCCGACACAGUCAAAUAACAAUCAAUCACCUGCUCUGUCUAAAAACUCUAACUCAGCUCUUUCUGAAUCUUCUCGGAAGACCGUCAAACAAACCAAUCAACCACCAAAGGGCUUUGCAAGCUCCAAAACAAACUCGACUAGUGCUCCAGAUUCAUCUUCUAAUCAAUCCCCACUGACCAUAACUGAGCUGACAUUUCCGGACUCGCCACCACCCAAGAUGUUACCUCCGCCCACGUUCAGCUUCCGCACCUCAAACAUGAUCAACGAACCCGAGUAUUCUGGAGGGGCGACUGAUUUCACGGAGGAAUCUCAGUAUUCCGGAGGCGCCACCGAUUUCAUGCCUGCUGUACAUCCAGGCCAAGAGCAGUAUCUAGACCUCAACUACUCAAACAAACAUCCAGGCCAAGAGCAGUAUCUAGACCCCAACUACUCAAGCGAAUACUAUCUUGACCCUAAUAUCAACCAAAGCUACUCACACUCAACCUACUCGCACCAAAACUCUACGGCUACCAACCAACCGUUCGGCAUGUCGACUGUACACUCCCAUCCCAAUCACUCGACCCAACAUCAAUUGCAGAAUCAUACCGAAGGUUGGACCAGCAACUCACCUCAUGUCAACCAAACUGUGAUGUCUACCAAUUCUGGGGCGCUACAAUCGAUUCCUAUCCCUCAUCAGACUACUCAUCCGGGACAGCCAUUGACCGGUGGACCGGCUUUCGGAACUCAAGGACCGGGGCCAUUACCAAUUCACCCUUCAGGCCAUGGUGCCGGGCCGCAGGCCAGUGUCCGCGGAGGCCUUCCUUCAAAUGGCGCACGCGCACCUCGCAAGCGUGGCUCCACGAAGCGACAGGCCUCAAAUCCUCGUCCAUCUAAUGCUCCUCCUCCUGCUCCACUUCAAGCGGUUCCAACUCCUCCUCCUCCAAAGAAACAGCCUCGAAACCCUCGUUCAUCAACCGCUGGCCAACCGGCUCUUCCGUUACAUACGAGCACUUCGAAUGACCAACCUUCCACUUCCCAUGGCGCCCAGCAGACCACGAUCACAUCAACCGCUGGCCAACCGGCUACUCCGUUACAUACGAGCACUUCGAAUGACCAGCCUUCCACUUCCCAUGGCGCCCAGCAGACCACGAUCGCAUCUGCUGUACCGCAAGGGACGACUGGAGUUCACUCUGGUGGGGGAGAAGACCGUGCGGGUGAUCUCGCGGGCGAGGUGGAGACUCAAGAGACACGUGGUAGUAAACGGAAGCCAAACGAGAGAAAGCGCCUUGAUCCACUCGUUCUGGAGUCUCUGAGGGGCCUCCAGUUGGAUCAGCUGCGAAAGAAGGUUGCCCACCACGGGCAUUACAAACGUCUGGCGGCCGAAGAUCGUGUUGCCCUUGAUGCGGCUUACUCCCGAUACCAACAAGAAGUGCACUUGAUUGCGGCCGAAAGACUCCUCAAACCCAGACCCGUCUUGAACCACGUGGGCAGCCUGAGCCGAUUCCGAGGCCCGAACAUGUACAUCAACUUUUGCGAAUAUGACAUCGAGGCGCGUAAAGUCUACUAUGACAAAAGUCGAUCGAUGCGUGAACGAAAGCGUGAAUGUGGCCGCCUUUGGAGAGCUCUUGACCAACAAACCAAGUUAAAGUACAAAGACAUCGAAUUCCUCAAGACAUUGCCAAAUCCGUUUGGACGUGGUGAAUGCCCUGGACCCGAUGGUGGGACUUCUGAAGCAUCCCGAGCAAAAAACAAGAAAAGUCGCUUCUAUCGGAGUGCCGAAACCGAACUUUGGAGCAGAAAGGUGAUGCUUGAUUUAAAAAAUCUUGGUGCCGCGCACGACAUUGAAGGGUUCGUCAUGUUGUAUAAGGGGAAUUCAAACGAAGUUGUUAGUGGCAGUAGCUUUAUGGGAGAGAAGUUUGUGGAUAUCUUUGCAAAGGAUAAGAAGUUGGACAUCAGUUCCAACUUUCUAUCCUUUGCAAGCGGUCAAGAGGUGAUCAGGAAAGCAACUGGAGGAAGAGAAAAGAAUCGAGAUGCCGCCCGAGAAAAAUUGAAUGAAGCAAUCAGCAAAGCGACACACAUCAGGAGGAAGUGGCCCGGAAAAACAACCGAGAAAUCUCUGAAGAAGCUCGGUGUUACUUUGCGCAUCAAGGACAACAGCUAUGGAAUCAACGUGUCCCAUUUUUGCGGCAAGCCCGGCGCCAUGGGUGACGAGCAAUUGCAAAAGGUCUUGAGGGCCUUUGCCGAAGAUUUGGUCAUUCUCACGGGGCCACCAGCACCUGAGGUUCCCGAGACGUUGGGUGCUGAUCCCGAAGAGACCUCGGACAAGGAGUUGGAACCUUCAAACUCAAACAAAGGUGAAUGUGUGAUUGCGAAGGCUCCCAAAAAGAAGAUCACAACCGAUCACCGCCGUCUCAAGAGCAAUACCGCCGGAGCCAGCGCUAAGGCCGCUAAGGCCGCUCGGACCACGAGCACGAAUGCUGGUAAGAAGCGAAAGCGACGUUUGUCUGAUUUUUCCGAAAGCGGGGAAGACACGCCGAGUUCUUCUUCUGAUGAUGGAGAUGAGGAUCAAGAUGCCAAUUUCAACGACAGCGAUGACGAUGAUGAAGAUGAUGACGAUGAAGAUAUUGACGAUGAAGAUGAAUAUGAAGAAGGGGAUGUCGAUGAUGAGGUUGAUGACUGA